GCUGUCUGAAUUGCUCCAGGCCUGGAUCCGAUCGUUGUGUGCGGACCAGCAGAGCUUUGGAACGCCUCUAUCCACGAUGCCUGAAGGAAGGGAUCCAGGGAUCUCAACAACAACAGUCCUGGGCCAUUGUCUACGGAUCCUGCUCAAACCACUUUGUGGACACCGGUUCCUCAAGGUCGGGAGCCUCCUGCUUCUGAUGCUUUGUCUGAUCACGAUGUUUCUGUGGAGCAGAGGUUGGACACACAGCAGGGUCCAGCCCCCGUGCCCCUCGAGGUUAAACGGCACCUCCUUCCUGAUGCAGCCCGCCAGCCGGUGUGAUAACAGUGCCCCCUUCCUCGUCCUGCUGGUCACCAGCUCCCCCGAUCAGUUCCGUACUCGCGCCAUAAUUCGCCAGACCUGGGGGAGCGAGAGACGGGUCGGCGGAGCCAAGUCGGUCACCUAUUUCCUGUUAGGACACGGGCGUCAUCGACAGGACUGGAUCCGGCGGGAGGGCGCUCUACACGGGGACAUCAUCCAGGGUGAUUUCGAUGACACCUACCGCAACCUGACUUUAAAAGUGCUGCUGGGUCUGGAGUGGCUCUGCUGCUCCUGCCCCUCCGCUUCAUUCGUGAUGAAGACCGACAGCGACAUGUUCGUCAACACGGACUAUCUGAUGGAGCUCCUGUCCCGGGACCCGCUCCGGAAGAACCUCUUCACUGGCAUAAUCAUGAACGGCUUCGGACCUGUUCGUCAAAAAUCCAGCAAAUGGUACGUCAGCAAGGACGACUACCCCAGGGACAGGUACCCACCCUACUGUUCCGGCACCGGAUACGUCCUCUCAUCUCACCUGGCCUGCCGUGUGUGGGAGGUCUCCGAGACGGUGCCCAAGAUAAGAAUAGAGGAUGUUUACGUGGGACUUUGCCUGGCUGAGCUGAAGGAAAAACCUAUGAAAAUUCACACUCGACCAGUCUUCAACGGUUACAAGGUACCGUUCUCCAUCUGCACCUACCGGCAGCUCGUCACCUCCCACUGGGUCGGAGACGACGAUAAACUGGUCUAUUGGAGAGGGCUGCAGCAAUCAGCCGAUGAGAAAUGCCCGGGAGACCUGUGACGGAGACCGCAUUGCCUCCUCCGCCCCAUCAGAGACAAGAAAGGCGUAAUCUCUACGUUAGAACGUUGCGUCUAUCCGACGAGGGAAACAACGAAGAAGCAAGUAAGCUCUUAUAGUUGGAUUCUUCACACACAGACCAGUGUGAGCACAAUGGGGUACUUGGGUUAAAUACAGCGCGGAUGAAAGGGCGUCUCUGACUACGUCAUAGGUGUCGAUAAAUGCCUAGGAAAGAACUCUGACCUGAAACGCAACUUUGUUUCUAUUUCUGGAACCAAUGUCUGGCCUGAUGUGUUUCCAGCAUUGACUGUUUUUAUCUGCGAUUUUCAGCGUAUGUGGCGUUUUUAUUAAAUUUCCUGUCGACCAAAUUUGUUUCUGAGCUAUGGGAAGAAAAUCAAUGUCCGGUGAAGAAGCGGGGGUCAGCGAGGAGCGCGUUCACCACUCUCACCUUGUGGAUCGCGCGGCUCCUGAAUCUAUUGGUGAUGAUAACGCAGGGAGCCGAGAUAUCAGUGACGUAAUCCCACAAACAUCAGUGUAACGGGCUCAGCUCUCCGUCCCGGUUCCAUCGGACGAACACAGACAUCCGGCAACACACAGUGGAUUAGAACUGCAGGCUGUGGACAUUCGGUUGCAACGGACUGCUGUUCAACUUGCCCUAAAUGAACAUGCAAAAGAGUUUUACACAUUGACACAUCAUAAACUUUGCGAAAUGAAGCAGAUGAGAUUAAUAUUGGGUGCCAUGGGAAAUGAAUGAAUGAUAUAUGUUAGACAGAGGGCGGGGAGAGGAAGAAGAUUAAAAACACGAUGAUGUUGCAGGAAAUCAGCAGGCCAGGCACCAUCCAAGGAGCAAAGCAAGCAGUCAACAUUUCGGGUCAGGACCCUUCUUCAGGACUGAAAUUAGGAAAAGAGGAAGCCCAGUAUAUAUGGGGGGAUGGGGGUUGUGAGCAGAGCAGUGAUAGGUGGACGAAAGAGGGGAGCUGAGUGUUGUGAAACAGAUUCUUCGUCUCGAACGACAAGGACUAUGAACACAGUCUUAGAGUUAAAUGGUUUGUUUACAAAGGCAAACGCGGGGAAAAGGUAACGGGGCAACACACACACACACACACACACACACACACACACAC
Pristis pectinata (smalltooth sawfish) is the source of this 2211-nucleotide messenger RNA. Its product is annotated as beta-1,3-galactosyltransferase 5-like. Lineage: Eukaryota; Metazoa; Chordata; Chondrichthyes; Rhinopristiformes; Pristidae. The transcript is spliced from 4 exons. Gene Ontology annotation, cellular component: membrane. Gene Ontology annotation, molecular function: N-acetyl-beta-D-glucosaminide beta-(1,3)-galactosyltransferase activity. Bases 77 to 1090 code for a protein of 337 amino acids. The record is from RefSeq and is a predicted model, not a curated record.